Molecule: messenger RNA, 2253 nt
Organism: Coniophora puteana RWD-64-598 SS2
Lineage: Eukaryota; Fungi; Basidiomycota; Agaricomycetes; Boletales; Coniophoraceae
Product: MFS transporter
Exons: 10
Coding region: 570-2042 (490 amino acids)
Biological process (GO): transmembrane transport
Molecular function (GO): transmembrane transporter activity
Source: RefSeq, a predicted model, not a curated record
ACAUUCAUCCCACGCAGCGGAUAACGGUCGUUGUCCGGCAUGUUGCGUAACAGCGAAUUCUUCACAGCAUUCUCUUCGACAUCUCUUCUGUCUCACCAUCAUCGUGUGUAUGUACGCUCUUCCCCGUUUCACGCAUGCAACGGCGCACGGACCGUCGACCGAGGUGCAUACACGUCAAACAAUCUUUCCAUCAAAUUCUCGAACGACGGACUCUCAAUAAUUGUUCGCCUAUGGGAACUGCCCCUAUUCAUUACUAAAACCAACCUCCUGUCUAUGCCCAUCUCAUGGCCUCCGCAUCGCUUGCACGUCGGAACACCAGGCGGCAUAAAGGACGCAUCGGAUCCAGGAUCAUAGCACUCUGGCGGUAUGGACCGUCGCUCAUUUUCUGUGUAAUGCCUUUCCCCUAUAGCGGAUAACGCCCUCACCGACCCACUCUUACCAGAUACGAUGACCUUCUCGUUGAUUGUGGAUUGCGUGCCGCAUUCUCUGGGGAUAAAACUCUGGUUGAUCUUUGCGCUGCAAGCUGGCAUCUUUUCCCUCCGUCCUCCAUCCACCUACCUCCUAGUGUGAUGCAGGCUGCGCCUCCCGAGCCCGUUCGCGAUGAAGCUGUCCAGCAGAGUGUCGGGCUCCUCUCUGAGCAGCCUGAACAGCGGAAGUCAAAGGGAAACCCGUUACCUAGAGGGCAAAUCCUAAUUGUCAUGCUGGGGCUCAUCAUCGAGCCCGUCGCGUCUGGCUCCAUAUAUCCGUACAUCAACCAGAGAACCAGAGAAGCGGGAACGGGUGAAAGGACAAAAGGGCGCUAUUACGCAGGGCUCAUAGAAUCGCUGUUCUUUUUUACGCAAUUCCUCACAAUAUUGCACUACAGCCGCUUGUCGGACCGGGUGGGCCGGAAGCCGGUCUUGCUCUUGGGAACCUUCGCCCUUUCGUUGUCUAUGCUCUGCUUCGGGCUCUCGAAAACGUUCACCACAUUGGUGUUGAGCCGGUGUAUAACUGGGGCUCUCAAUGGGAACAUCGGUGUGAUGAAAAGCAUGAUGGGCGAGAUGUCCGACUCGACGAAUAUGGCCCGGGCGUUCUCGCUCAUGCCUAUCGCCUGGUCUACCGGAGGUGUCCUUGGCCCUGCCAUCGGUGGAAUUUUAUCCCGUCCGCAGGACCACUGGCCCCAUCUCUUCAGCGGGGCGUUCUGGGCAGAGUAUCCAUACUUCCUUCCGUCCGCUAUUGCUGCUGGGUUCGCGAUGUUUACAUUCUUGAUCAUGCUUUUCUUCUUGAAAGAGACCCUUCCCCGCAGAUCUACACACGACAAAAGCGGGCUGCUCUCAGACCGCGAAGGGUCCGCCGAUGGAUAUGGGACGUUUGGAUCCUCAGAUUCUACCAAAACCGAUGACGAACCUGUCCCUCUACGUGCACUCCUGAUACCGUCGAUUCUGACACUCGUCGCCAACUACGGCGUGAUCGCGAUCUUGGAGACGUCUAUAUACGUUCUCAUUCCCCUUUACUUUUCGACGCCUAUCGAGCUCGGCGGUCUCGGAUUCGAUCCUCGUCAAAUUGGUUAUUGUCUUAUCAUCUUCGGCUUCAUCAAUGGUUUCUUCCAGGCCUUUUGUUUCGCCCCAAUCAUUGGACGGCUGGGACCCAAGACCUUCUUUACCCUAGGAGUCACCGCGUACAUCCCGGUCUUCUUGUGCUGUCCGCUUGCGAACUAUAUCACGUUCAAUCAGGGAAUGACGCCAACUGUGUGGGGCUUGCUGGCCAUCGUCCUAAUAUGCGCGGUUCUGCAAGACUCUUCAUUCAGUUGUAUCAUGAUGUUCAUCACGGCCGCCGCUCCGAACAAGAGAUCGCUCGGUGCGACAAACGGUCUUGCACAGAUGACGGGAUCCAUCGCGCGCGCCGUUGGACCGGCCGUUGCGACUUCGAUGUUCGCGUAUUCGGCGGGGCACGAUGUUAUGGGAGGGUACGCGGUAUACGUGCUGUUGAUGUUCGUCGCAUUUGGCUCGCUCAGGCUCGCUUCGUAUUUGCCGGAGGAGCUGGGGCAAAAGAGUUUGUAUUAGAUGGACAGAGUGCUACGCUCAGUCGAAGGUAUCGUGUAGUUUCCCUCGGGUUUUAUGGGCAUUGUCUUUGGGUCGCACUGGUUGACGUGUCAUAUACAGGAGUCAUCAGUUUUUGGUAGCGUUUUAGCUUUUCGUUCUUGCCAGUAGAAUGUGUAUAUAUCCCAUGCUAUAUAGUUCCGUGUUGUAACAUACCGACAUGAGUUCUUCUGAA